Molecule: messenger RNA, 1742 nt
Organism: Annulohypoxylon maeteangense
Lineage: Eukaryota; Fungi; Ascomycota; Sordariomycetes; Xylariales; Hypoxylaceae
Product: Rtt106-domain-containing protein
Exons: 3
Coding region: 121-1449 (442 amino acids)
Molecular function (GO): nucleosome binding; histone binding
Source: RefSeq, a predicted model, not a curated record
CAGCAUUGAAACCGUGAUCUGAAAAGCGAACUAUAGCCUCGUUGUUCCCUCAACAACUAUAAUCAAUCUUAUUGACUUUUUAUUUGGGGUGAUACCCCAUAACAAUUUCUCCUUGACGCCAUGGCUGGUGGUCUGGAUAUUGAGAGAUUGGACUCUGUUUUCAAGUCGCGACCAGAUAUCUUGAAGGAUAUCCACAAGGCUGCCGAUUCCCCAUCGCGAGUCCAGCUAUUUAAUAAGAUCGCAAGUUUUGUCUAUGAGCAGAUCGGCGACCAACAAUCCACUUCAUCAUCGCUCAAACGCCGCCGAGUAGAUAUCGAACCUUCCCAAAAUGGAACCACACAAGAUGCCACGGCGCCAACCACCAUCGAGGAUGUGGCCAGCGAGAAUAUACUGCUGGAAAUAAAAGAUAUAUCCGUCUCUAUCCCACAGCGCAAAAAGUUUGAGCUGUGCUUCACCCCCAAACACAUAUAUGCCCGAGUUCCAGGCACAACGACACCUUUGCCUAGCAUAGUGUACGCGUGGAAGGACAUUGAAUAUGCGUUCUACCUUCCCGUACCUGAAAAGUCACAGGUUCAACAUAAUUACAUCCUGUUCCCCCGAAACUCCUUCUCUUUAUCAAAAUCAGGCACACCGACUGAAGAGCCGCUUGUAUUCACCGUAUCAGCCGCCGCACCGAAACCGGGUUCGAUUGGUGGGCCGAAUGCCGCCGCUGCUUCUGCCGUCUCUGACUCCUAUACCACCUUAUUCCAUUGGGCCUUGAAUAAGUGUCUUCAGGCAGCCAAAAACAACGUGCAGAUAGUAGCAGCGGAUCCUACGAAGUUCCAUAGCAAAGUUCGUCAACCACACCGACCAAAGGAACCAGCCGUUCACGUGAAGGCUUUCAGGGGAUCCAAAGACGGCUAUCUCUUUUUCUUAGAGACCGGAAUUCUGUGGGGCUUCAAGAAACCGCUGUUGUUCAUACCACUGGAUAAAAUUGCCGCAGUCAGCUAUACGAGCGUGUUACAACGCACAUUUAACGUGGUGGUUGAGGUUUAUACUGGCGAAGCCGGUGAUAACGAGACGACCGAGGAGAUCGAAUUCUCGAUGUUAGACCAAGAAGACUACGGAGGCAUUAACGGAGAUUAUGUCAUGAAGCAUAAGCUUCAGGAUCGAAGUAUGGCAGAUCAACGGAAGGCUAAGAGGGAACUAGCUGAGAAUGCAAAGGGGAAGAAGGAUGCUGAUGGCGAAGGAGAGGAUGCGAAUGGUGAUGCCGGUGAAGAUGGCAUGACCGAACUAGAAAAAGCCCAGUUGGAGGCCGAGCAACAGUUGCAAGACGAAGAGGAUGAAGACGAGGAAGAUUACGAUCCUGGUUCGGAAGGCGAGAGCGAGGGUUCGGGAACUAGCGACGAGGAGGACGAUGAUGAUGAUGACGCAGCGGAAGACGACGAAAUGGAUGAGGAUGACGAGUAAGAGGUAACUCCAAGACGUCGAUGGUAGGAUCCCACGCAUCAACGGCGGACAUGUAAUAAUACCUACAACCAAGUAGGCAAGCGUUGUUUCUGCCGAGUAAUUCGUUUCGGCGAGGCACUGUUUUAGGCAAGAGUCGAAGGAAAUCCAUGGCUUCGACCCUCGAAUAUCGUAUCAUAGUGACUACCUAGGUACGUCAUAUCAGCCGGCUUUAGCCCUUACUUAUGAAACAAGCCUGUAUGAGCCGCAUAGAUUUCUUUCAGCAAUUUGGUUGUGGCAUGUCGGAUACAAAUACA